CAGCCCGGGCAGGAGGCGGAGAGGCGCUGAGCUUUUUUAUCUGCAGACCAGGAGGGAGGGAUCCAGAUCCCUGCGGUCUUACCCGAAGGAAGCCUUCUGACCGGUGGUAGCCGCGGUUCUCCGCAGAGUUUUGCCUCCGCGUCCGCACCAGCCCAGAGUCCCAGGGGGCAGGCGGUGCGUCCCGGCGCGGCGAGAGGAUGGUCAUCCGUGUCUUCAUCGCCUCCUCCUCUGGCUUCGUGGCGAUAAAGAAGAAGCAGCAAGAUGUGGUUAGAUUUCUGGAAGCCAACAAGAUAGAGUUUGAGGAGGUGGAUAUCACAAUGUCAGAAGAACAGAGGCAGUGGAUGUACAAAAACGUGCCCCCAGAAAAGAAGCCCGCUCAGGGCAACCCUCUGCCGCCUCAGAUAUUUAAUGGUGACCGAUACUGUGGAGAUUAUGACAGUUUCUUUGAAUCAAAGGAAAGCAACACAGUCUUUUCAUUCUUAGGCCUGAAAUCACGGUUGGCAUCAAAGGCAGAACCUUAGAGAAGACGAGUGGAAGAUGAUGGAGAUGCAUUUUGGAGCGCCCCCUGGUACUCAGCGCACACCUGCUUACCUAAUGCAUCACUGUGACAAAAGCCACAUGCAUCAUCAGUAACUUUGCUUGCAUUUGGAAAAGGUGUUCUUGGAAGACAUGGGGAUAAUGGGAUUGCAUGAUCGCUUUAAACCAAAUCAGAACUGUGGUGGGUUUUUUCUUAUUUUCAGAAUUGCCUGCAGUUGCCUCACUCACCUGGAGGCACUAUAACCUGUUACAGGUGUGCUUCCUUAAAGACUGAAAGAUAAGUGAGUGGCGCCAUCAGAGAGAAAAUGUUGGAUCUGUCCUAGGUUGUAGUUGAUGCCACUAUUGCUCAGACCUUCUUCUCUUUUAAGCUGCCUGGGUUGUAUCCUUAAAUUAGUCUGCCAGGAUAUUAGAGUCUUCUGAUCAGAAAGAAAAAGAAAAAAGAAAUGUUGGUUGACAAAGGAAUUAAGAUUUUCGCUGCAAAAUCACAAAUGUCACUUCCAGUGCUUUGUAAUAACACCUACGGGAAAAGUUGGAUGUUCUAGGCUCCUUUUGGUAAUGUAAAUUCUUACCCCCAUAAAUCCUCUAAGCACCCACAGAUGUUUCCAAAAAUCACUGUUGCAACUAUGUGUGAUCAGAAUCAAAUUACAUGGAUGAAAAUAAUUGCUAUUUUGGAAAAUAGAUGCUUCUUUAUCUCUUGCAAGAGGAAAUUUUCACCUAAAUGCAUAAAACUGUUUAAAAGUAUAUUUUAAGAGGUGCACUAAUUAGAUAGUAAAUUUAUAGGAAAAGUACUUGACUCAUAUCUGAAGGCAUUUUCAGCUCUAGCAACUUAUACAUGAGUGCACAUAUAUUUUUAAAUGGAGCUACCCUGACUAACAGCUGCUUAUUCUAUUUUGUGAAGGGAUUAUAUUUUUUUGAGACAGGAAGAUCCUGGUUAGAUAUAUUUUGUGAACCCUUGAUAAGGCAUAUUAAGAGAUACUAAUCUUGCUGCACAAUUUAGUUAUUUUCUGCCUUACUUUCCUUUGGUUCUUUAACUUUGCUAGUUCAUAUUUCUGGCCAAUGCACAGUCUCAGAUUUUUCAGAGUAAUGUAAAUACAUGUUCUCAUUCCAUAUACGAGCUCAGUGAGUUUCCAUAGCAGCAUAUAUGAGAAAGGGGCUGUUGGGGAUAAAUCUGAAUUGUACUUGGCAUGCAAAGUCUUUACUCCCUCUGGAGUGGAUGCUGAUAAACACUAAGCAUAUCUAUUUUAUUAGGGCAGAGCCUACUUUCUUACUUCCUUGUCCCUGCUUACAUUUUUUUAGAGUUUUUAGUUGCCAAACACGGGAAGAGUCUUGAAUAGGACAUACUACCAGCAGGCUACCUAAAAUAUUCCGCUAUUCUCAGCAUCCUGAUGCUAGACCUUCCGUUUAGAUUCUGAGCAGGGUAUUUAUAAGAAACUAAAAGAACAGAAGAAUUAAAGCCCUAUCACAUAUGUUCUCUCACCCUCCAACUUGCUAAAUGUGGACUCGUUGAAUGCAAAAGCUAAAAUCCUAGACAGAUUUGUAACCCAGGACUGCAAUCAGAAGAAAAGCAUGCCACAGAUUUCUGCUAGACUGGAACACAAACACGACCCACAGUUUUCUCUCCAAGGAAAGCUGUUGUGAAAUCAUGGGUAUUACUGCUUAGUUGGCAUUAAAGAAGAUCCAGGUCAAAUCCAUUUGAUAAAUCCCAGAGACUAUCCAGGA
Molecule: messenger RNA, 2256 nt
Organism: Eptesicus fuscus (big brown bat)
Lineage: Eukaryota; Metazoa; Chordata; Mammalia; Chiroptera; Vespertilionidae
Gene: SH3BGRL2
Product: SH3 domain binding glutamate rich protein like 2
Exons: 4
Coding region: 198-521 (107 amino acids)
Cellular component (GO): cytoplasm
Source: RefSeq, a predicted model, not a curated record